Messenger RNA from Rhododendron vialii, 2298 nucleotides. Its product is annotated as probable methyltransferase PMT7. Gene Ontology annotation, cellular component: trans-Golgi network; endosome; cytoplasm. Lineage: Eukaryota; Viridiplantae; Streptophyta; Magnoliopsida; Ericales; Ericaceae. The coding region runs from base 294 to 2114 and encodes 606 amino acids. The record is from RefSeq and is a predicted model, not a curated record. The transcript has 7 exons. Gene Ontology annotation, molecular function: methyltransferase activity.
CUCUCUCUCACUCUAUCUCUCUCUCUCUCUCAUCACAAUCACACUCUUCACUGGACAGAUCUCUCGGAAGCAACAAUGUCGCCUCCCCUCUGCUGAUCUCUCACAACAGUAGACGCAGAAUGGAACACACUAUGCACUCUGUCUCUCUUUAAUAAAUAUAUAUACAGAUAUAUGUAUUGAUUUUGGUAUAUAUACAUAGAUAUCUAGGGCUACCAUUUUUAAUAUACUAUAUGUAGAUCGUAGCUUUUUCUCAAUCUGGAAGGAGAGAGAAAUCGGGUGGGGCAGGGCACGCGAUGGGGGGUUACUACUUGUGGUCAUCAUCAGCUUUCGAUUCGAAGUCGGGCCAACUGAUUUUGGUGGCUCUCUUGGUAAUGAUUGCCUCUUUCUAUACGGGCACUCUCUUCGGCACCAAUUCGUCUCUUUAUAGUACUAUCUCACUCCUUCCCUCCAACUCUUCUUCAUCAUCACCGCCUUCCCCUGGUGUUCCAACUUUUACAAACGGAGUUGGUCUUUCGUAUAGGAGAAUACCUCUAACAAUCCCAGACACUGGGAUGGACAUUUGCCCUUUGGUAUUCAAUGAGUAUAUCCCAUGCCAUAAUGUUACUUACGUGAAAGAAUUGCUUCCAAAGCUAGAUCUUUCAAGGAGAGAAGAACUAGAGAGGCAUUGCCCUCCCCUUGAAAGACGUUUGUUUUGCUUGGUGCCACCACCAGAAGAUUACAAGAUACCAAUAAGAUGGCCAACUAGUAGGGACUAUGUUUGGCGCAGCAAUGUGAAUCACACGCGCCUUGCUGAGGUAAAAGGAGGACAAAAUUGGGUGCAUGAGAAGGAUAAAUUAUGGUGGUUUCCUGGUGGUGGUACUCAUUUCAAACAUGGGGCUUCUGAGUACAUCGAGAGGUUAGGAAAGAUGAUUACUAAUGAAGAUGGCGAUCUGCGUUCUGCUGGGGUGUUCCAAAUUUUGGACGUGGGUUGUGGGGUUGCUAGCUUCUCAGCUUAUCUUCUUCCAUUAAAUAUACAAACAAUGUCCUUUGCUCCCAUAGAUAGCCAUGAAAAUCAAAUUCAAUUUGCCUUGGAGCGAGGAAUUGCUGCAAUGAUUUCUUCUUUAGCCACAAAGCAACUACCAUAUCCCAGUAGCUCUUUUGAAAUGGUUCAUUGUUCGAGGUGUCGUGUUGAUUGGCAUAAAAAUGACGGUAUUCUGCUCAAAGAAGUGAAUCGCCUCCUGCGAUCAAAUGGGUAUUUUGUCUAUUCAGCUCCACCAGCGUAUAGACAGGAGAAGGAUUUUCCACUCAUAUGGGAUAAGUUGACGAAUUUGACUUCUGCAAUGUGCUGGAAGCUCAUUUCUCGGAAAGUCCAGACUGCAAUAUGGAUUAAGCCAGAAAACCAGUCCUGUCUUCUUCAUAAUGCAGAGCAGAAGCUCAUAAAUAUAUGUGAUUCGGUUGAUGAUUCUAAUCUGUCGUGGAACACUCCACUUAGGGACUGUAUAACUCUAAGUAAAGCACAAUCUCAUUCUCACAAUCUCCCUCCAAGGCCACAACGCCUUUCUGAAUAUUCCAGAACACUCAGUAGUGUAGGUAUCAAUCAAGAAAAGUUCAUUUCGGAUACCCUUUAUUGGCAAGAUCAAGUUCGCCAUUAUUGGAGGUUGAUGAAUACCGAUGAGACAGAAGUACGAAAUGUCAUGGACAUGAAUGCUUUUUGUGGAGGAUUUGCAGUUGCUUUGAGUACAUGGCCUGUUUGGGUAAUGAAUAUUGUUCCUAAAAGCAUGAACAAUACUUUAUCUGCCAUUUAUGACCGAGGUCUGAUCGGUGCUUUUCAUGACUGGUGCGAACCAUUCUCAACUUAUCCACGCUCAUAUGAUUUGUUGCAUGCUAACCAUCUAUUCUCUCACUAUAAAAACCGAGAAGAAGGUUGCUUGCUUGAGGACAUUAUGUUGGAGAUGGACCGGAUAAUACGACCUCAGGGGACAAUCAUAAUUAGAGAUGAAGAAUCAAUUAUAUCAAGAAUACAAGCUCUUGCUCCCAAGUUUCUUUGGGAUGUCGAAUCACAUUUGCUGGAAAAUGAACAAAAGACUACAGAACCAGUAUUAAUUUGUAGAAAGAAGUUUUGGGCGAUCCUUUAAGGAAUGCUACUGUUUAAAGCUUCACAAAUACAGGUUUUUUUUUUUUUUUUUAAUUUCAACCCAAGCCAUAGUUAUCUUGUAUCACGAGGUUGCCAUCUGUUUCUCCUUUUCUCCUGCUCUGCCAUUGGCUGUAUUAUAAGAAUGGAAGUGGUAAGUUUCUUUAAUUCAUUUGUUUAUGUUUCAA